This is a messenger RNA of Scophthalmus maximus (turbot), 5515 nucleotides long. Its product is annotated as vinculin-like. Gene Ontology annotation, molecular function: structural molecule activity; actin filament binding. Bases 274 to 3753 code for a protein of 1159 amino acids. Gene Ontology annotation, biological process: cell adhesion. Gene Ontology annotation, cellular component: actin cytoskeleton. The record is from RefSeq and is a predicted model, not a curated record. The transcript has 24 exons. Lineage: Eukaryota; Metazoa; Chordata; Actinopteri; Pleuronectiformes; Scophthalmidae.
UGAUUUCUUCUGUCACGAUUUGGGUCGCUCCCACCGGAGGACACCGACCGUCCGAGCCCAGCCUUUACUGAGGUGCUCACCAGAGGAGAAGGCUGCACACCGGGGAGGAGAGACGCAUGACGGGGUCUUCUCAGGGGCUUGUACUGGCAACUCGGGAUUCGUCCUCCCGUCAGUGUCGGUGAGGAGAGGACGGGAGAGGAGAGGAGAGGGUCCUCACUGCUGGAGCGACCAGCCGCCUUUCGUCUGUCAGAGCUGCGGUACAAGUCGCCCACGAUGCCGGUGUUUCACACCAAGACGAUCGAGAGCAUCCUGGAGCCGGUGGCCCAGCAGAUCUCCCACCUGGUCAUCAUGCACGAGGAGGGCGAGGUGGACGGCAAAGCCAUCCCGGACCUGACGGUGCCGGUGGCCGCGGUGCAGGCGGCAGUCAGCAACCUUGUGCGGGUGGGGAAGGAAACGGUUCAGACCACCGAAGACCAGGUGAUGAAGAGAGACAUGCCCCCUGCAUUCAUUAAGGUGGAGAACUCGAGCUCGAAGCUCGUCCAGGCUGCGCAGAUGCUAAAGGCAGAUCCAUACUCAGUUCCCGCGCGAGAUUACCUGAUCGACGGAUCCAGAGGGAUACUGUCUGGAACGUCCGACCUGCUCCUUACCUUUGACGAGGCAGAGGUGCGUAAGAUAAUCAGAGUAUGUAAAGGAAUCCUAGAGUAUCUGACCGUAGCUGAGGUGGUGGAGACCAUGGAAGACCUCAUCACUUACACCAAGAACCUUGGUCCAGGGAUGACCAAGAUGUCAAAGAUGAUUGAGGAGAGGCAGCAGGAGCUGACGCACCAAGAACACAGGCAGAUGCUAGUCAGCUCCAUGACCACCGUCAAAGAGCUGCUGCCUGUUCUCAUAUCAGCCAUAAAGAUUUUUGUCGCAACCAAGAGCAGUCGGGGUGCCGGUGUGGAAGAGGCGGAGAGGAACAGGAGAUUCAUCUUUGAAAAGAUGAGCGCUGAAAUCAACGAGAUCAUAAGAGUCUUACAGCUCACCACGUGGGAUGAAGACGCGUGGGCCAAUAAGAAGGACAUGGAGGCUUUGAAGAGAUAUCUUGCUUUGAUUGAGUCUAAGAUGGCACAAGCUAAAAGUUGGCUCAGAGACCCUCAUGGACAGCCAGGUGACCACGGUGAGGUUGCCCUGCGUGUGAUACUGGACGAAGCUGGUAAGGUGGGAGAGCUGUGUGCUGGGAAGGAGAGGAAAGACAUACUGGCAACCGCGAAGGCUCUGGGACAAAUGACUGACCAGAUCGCAGAUCUACGAGCCAGAGGCCAGGGCCCGAGCCCGGGUUGUAUGCAGCGUGCAGCCCAGUGCUCGCAGGGAUUAGACCUGCUAUUUGGCAAAGUGGACGGUGCUGCGCGCAGGCUGGAGGCUCUUAUCAACGCCAAGCAGGCCAUUGCCAGGAGGCUGGACGCUGCACAGGCCUGGCUGGCUGAUCCUAACGGCGGCCCAGAGGGGGAAGAGAACAUCAGAGCGCUACUUGCAGAGGCCAAACGCAUUGCUGAUCUGUGUGAAGACCCCAAAGAGAGGGAUGACAUCCUGCGCUCCAUCAGCGAGAUCGCAGGACUCACCGCCAGACUCGUGGAGCUACGCAAACAGCUCAAACUGCAACCUCACGCCACCAGUAGCUGGCAUAUUUUACCUGCCUGGACAAUAUGUUGUUGCGUGUCGACCUUGGGCAUCAGCCCUACCAUAAGGGGUAAAGGGGACAGUCCGGAGGCCCGUGCAUUGGCAAAGCAGAUCGGGGCGGCGCUGAUGACCCUGCAGUCGAAGACCAACCGGGCCGUGGCCAACAUGAGACCAGCCAAGCCCGCCGUCACCUUGGAGGGCAAGAUGGAGCAGGCCCUCCGCUGGGCGAACAACCCUGGAUUGGACGACAGAGGAGUAGGUCAGGCAGCAAUCAGAGGAAUGGUUGGAGAGGGGAGGAGGCUGGCGGGAGGCUUGUUAGGCCCAUAUCGUCAGGAUAUGAUCGGACGCUGCGACCGAACAGAGGGCCUAAUGGCAUCUUUGGCAGACAUGGCCGGCAGGGGAGAGGCCGAGGCUCCUCAUGCACGAGCUACAGCCGCACAGCUACAGGACAGCCUCAAGGACCUGAGGCAACACAUGCAGGAGGUGAUGACCCAGGAGGUAUCUGAUGUGUUCAGUGACACCACCACCCCCAUCAAACUGCUGGCUGUGGCUGCCACUGCCCCUCCUGAUGCCCCCAACAGGGAGGAGGUUUUUGAUGAGCGUGCAGGGAACUUUGAGGCCCACGCUGGUCGGCUGGGGGCGACCGCGGAGAAGGCUGCUGCCGUGGGAGCAGCCAAUAAGACGACAGUGGAGGGGAUACACGCCGCAGUGAAACACGCCAGGGAGCUCACACCACAGGUGACCUCUGCUGCUCGGAUCUUGUUGAAGAAUCCUGGGAACAAAGCAGCGUACGAGCACUUUGACACCAUGAAGAACCAGUGGAUUGACAACGUGGAAAGACUCACCGGUCUGGUGGACGAGGCCAUCGACACCAAAUCUCUGCUAGAUGCUUCCGAGGAGGCCAUAAAGAAAGACAUCGACAAGUGCCGAGUUGCCAUGGCAAACGUUCAGCCCCAAAUGCUAGUUGCCGGAGCAACAAGCAUAGCAAGACGGGCCAAUCGGGUCCUGCUGGUGGCCAAGAGGGAAGUGGAGAACUCCGAAGAUCCGCGGUUCAGAGACACUGUGAAACACGCGUCAGACAUCCUCUCGCACACCAUCUCACCCAUGGUGAUGGACGCCAAGGCAGUGGCUGGGAACAUACAAGAUAAACCUCUGCAGAAGGCCUACUUGGACUCGUGUCUGAGGAUCCUGGCUGCAGUGGGAAAAGUGAGAGAAGCUUUCCAACCUCAGGAACCCGAUUUCCCUCCUCCACCUCCGGACCUGGACCAGCUCCAUGUCAGUGAUGAGAAGGCGCCACCCAAGCCCCCCUUGCCAGAGGGUGAGGUGCCUCCGCCGCGGCCCCCUCCUCCAGAGGAAAAGGACGAGGAGUUCCCGGAGCAGAAGGCCGGGGAGGUGCUCAGCGAGCCCAUGAUGGUGGCCGCCAGGCAGCUGCACGACGAGGCUCGCAAGUGGUCCAGCAAGCCUGAGGAUGAGGAGGCAGUAGAGGAGAGGGAGGUAGAUGAUGAAGAUGAGUUUACUGAUGGUGAGGAUGACUAUGAGCCAGAGCUGCUGAUGAUGCCCUCCAACCAACCUGUCAACCAACCCAUUCUGGCAGCUGCCCAAGCUCUCCACCAGGAGGCGCGCAAGUGGUCCAGCAAGGGCAACGACAUCAUUGCGGCCGCCAAGCGGAUGGCCCUGCUGAUGGCUGAAAUGUCUCGGCUGGUGCGCGGCGGAAGCGGGAACAAGCGGGCGCUGAUUCAGUGUGCCAAGGACAUCGCCAAGGCCUCGGACGAGGUGACAAGACUGGCCAAAGAAGUGGCCAAGCAGUGCACUGACAGACGCAUCAGAACGAAUCUGCUGCAGGUGUGUGAGCGCAUCCCAACCAUAAGCACUCAGCUGAAGAUCCUCUCUACGGUCAAAGCCACCAUGCUGGGACGGACGAACAUCAGUGAAGAGGAGUCAGAGCAGGCCACAGAGAUGUUGGUCCAUAACGCCCAGAAUCUGAUGCAGUCAGUGAAGGAGACCGUCAGGGAAGCGGAGGCAGCCUCCAUCAAGAUCCGCACGGACUCGGGAUGCACCCUUCGCUGGGUGCGCAAGACCCCUUGGUACCAAUGAACAGAUCCUGGUCACUGAAAGUAUCAAACACGUCGAUAGCACACACCUCAUGUAAAAGUACAGUACAGUACUUUAAAGUACAGUCGUCAUGGGUUAACUUGAGGAACCUGCCGGUGAUUUUGAUCCGUUCUCCGCUACAGUUUGGGCGUGUGCAGCCGCACCAUUAGAUUUGGUCCCGAAGCAGGUUUCAUUUAUCGUUUAGAGUGAAUUCCGCUUUACUCUCCAGCUCCCUUUAUCUGUGACUUUUUAAUAUAUAUUUUUAUGGUAUGUUGUGUUACAAGAGUUUAUCCAAAUCCCAGGUAUAUAUAUUUUUUGCAUGAAAUUUUUUUCUAUUUUAUAAAAGCAAAUAAUGACAUAGAGAUAGUAUCUCCUAGAUGACAUUUAAUUUUCAUUCACUGUAUUACUUUUUUUUCAGGGAGAGUUUCUUAUAGUCUAUUGUAUAUACACUAAUUAUUUGUUUUAUGGGCAACACUUAGCGAUGAGCCUUACUCACCGAGUUUCACACUAAAGUGUUGAAGUCGUGCGUGACCUGAUGACGGGCUCACGACUCCUCAUGUUUACUUUUAGUAAUAACACUGUUCUUAACUGUGGACUCACAGAUGACAAUCCUCACCGAUGUCCAGUGGAGUUUAUACUCAAAUUGGGAUUAAAAGUGUUGUGAUUCUUAGGCAAAUGAUAGUUUCUAAUACAAUUGUAGAAUUCGAAAAAAAAGGUUGUCAAAAAUGUUUUUUGUGUUGAGUACAGGAAGGUUGAUACUUAAUACUUGACAGUGGCGGUUUGAGUGACAGUGAAGUAAAAUUCAUGGUUAGUUCAGCAGUUUUUUUUAUGUGUUUUGAGUUAUUUGUUUUUAUGCCAAAUGCCAAAGGGUUUGUUUUUAUUACUGUAAGCCUCAUAAAGUUCUCUCUACGCUAAAAAUCCAGGUUAUUGAAGACAACAAGACAAACCCUUUUCUUUAGGGACCCUGGAAGACUUUGUGUUCUUAUUUUUUUUUAAAUUUUUUUUUUUAGCAAAAAGAGAGAGAGAGCGCGCUUUCUACUGCUUUGCAUUCAUUAUUAACAUAUUGUAUUGUCUCGUUUCUGCACUAGCUCUGUAACAGUUGAACUGUUGGGAUUCCCCCCCGCCCCAAAAUUAAUCAAAACCAAUUAUUCUAAACUGCCAUCCAAAAUCCUGUUUUUUGGACUUUGUCUAGCAUCACUAAACAACCCCGGUGGUUUGAGAACAAAAACCUUUUCAUGCGAUAUCAGGUAUUGAUGCAAUGGUCUAUUUUUUUGUUUUUUUUAAAUAGGUUUAAAUCAAAAAACUGCUUAAAAGGAGUGUUUUUGUCUGGAAUAAUUACACAGCAGUUUAAAGGUUUAUAACAGGAAAAUCAAUAUGAUGUGCAACCAGAUCAGUGAAUGCAUAUUUUCAUUCCCUAAACGGUGUUUCAUUUCAAGUUUUUAUUUUUACAAAGGUAAAUUUAACUGUUAAAUGGAGAAUUUGUACGUGUGCCUGUUUGUAAGCGUCUUCACUUAGUUUAAGCGAGCCGUCCCUGUGGUGGUUGGGGUCAGUGCUCUGAAUAGCACAGAAUGUAAAACUGCAUUUUUUCAUUUAUGUUUAUUUUGGGUCUACUGAGCAUGUAGCAGCCACUUACCCCUCGCUGAGAGUGACGGGGUGUAGUUCUGUGUACCUGACGUGGUCAUUCACAUAUUGAAUGUAUUCUGAUAGCUUCUAGCCCUGCCAACACAUCUGCUGUGCCUUGGAAGAAUAAAAGACUACAAUUAUG